GAAACAUGAAGGGAAGGGGCAGAAAGGGGGAAAUAUAAUAUUAGCCACAACAAAAAUAAACCUCUGUGUCUCAUGCUUUUUGGUCCGCCACCAAUGAAGCGCACCAUCACAUUUGGAUUGGCCAAUACCCCUUAGUGACAGAGUGGAGCAGCUUUAGACCUAGGGCCUCUUUCUCAAGUCCAACAGUUGAGAUGGAUUCAAUGAUGGGACAUAGACUGGCAUGAGGACAAGAUGCUGAACAUCCAGGCGCUAUCAUCACCAAGGUUAUGAAGCCUUGAAUCGCAAAUGACCCAGGCAGACCAAAAAAAUGACCCAGGCGAGAGGGAGAGAGGCCGCAAACAGAGGCAGAAGAGGCGCAGUCAGGAGCCUCAUUACAACAGUGAGGUUGUAAACGACCAGAUAAGCCAAUCUGGGAAUGGGACCACAUAUCAGAAGCAAGAAAAACUUUGCCUUCUUUCGCAUCUUUCCACUCAGAAGACAUCGUUUCAUCCAAAGGGAAUAAACUUUUCCUGAGCAGAAGAAGGAACAGGUGUAAAGAAAAUAACAAAUGGGAUAAAGUAUUUUUUUUUCUUUUGCCAAAUUGGCUAAGAUUUUAACAAGAAAUAUAUGUUUUUAAGUUAAAGAAUAGAGCCAUUGACUUUUAAAAGCAUUUAUAGGUGUGGAGAUCCUGUGUGCUCUAUCCUUGAAUAAAGCAGCGGAAGUCUUUUGUUUGAAAGGCUGUGAUUUGUAAAGGUGCGUCUCUGGGGCCCCGCGGUGCAUGGAGCUAAAAGGUGUCGGAGCAGCCACACAGGUUUACUGGGUUUACUGGUUUCCAUCCGAGUCACAAUGGCAAAGUGGUUCAAGGAGUUCCCCAUCAAUCUGAAAAAUGGUACCGACAGGAUCCGCUCAGCCUCCGAGUCAGGCUCACAGCCCAGAGCCACCAAAGCCGGACUGGUGGCCAAAACUACAGGCUCCAAAACGGGGCUCCGCAAAAACUCCUCCGCUGACAGCACAGGCGGAGGAGGAGGAGGAGGAGGAGGAGGAGGUGGAGGAGUUGGGUCUCUCCUGUCCGGGAGAAAUAGAAAGAACUCCGCAGUAGAGUUGAGUAGAAACGGUGUCAGCAGCUCCCAGAAAGAUGGGAAAGUUUGGGACACGCUCCUGUCUGGGAAAAGUCGCAAAAACUCCAAAGCGGAGGCGGUGUUUGAGGAGCACAGACCGCUGAAGAGCUCCCCAUCCGCCAACGCUUACAUCAACCGGCUGAUCAGGGUGGACAAACAGGACAAAAGCCCCAACUUCAACAGCAGCACCAUCACCAGUCAAGUGGUACCUGAGGCAGAGAAACCAGUGCAGUGCAAGACAGAGACGGUGAUCAUUCUCGAGGAUUACGCGGACCCGUUUGAUGCUCAGAAGACCAAAGAGCAAAGGGAGGCAGAGAGGGUCGGGGAGAACGAUGGUUACAUGGAGCCGUACGAUGCUCAGCAGAUGAUCACUGAGAUCAGACGUCGGGGGUCCAAGGACCUGCUGAAGGUGUGUGUGCUGAUGGAGGCGAGUGAGGGAACUGUGGAAGAAGGUCAGCCUGUGCCCUUGCAGAUAUACGACAUCCCAUAUGAGGGAAGUGAGGGGGACAAGACGGUGGCCACGCGGCCUGAGCUCGACCCUCGACCCUCGACUGAGUACGAGCUGCCCUGGGAGUGGAAAAAGGAGCAUAUUGUCAGGACACUGUCAGCACAGUUUGACAGCCCUGAACGCCAAACCAAAGAUGAGACGCCUCACCCCACACUUACAAGGCAGCCGCAGCAUCCCCCAGCUCAGCCGCAGCAGCAGCAGCAGCAUCUGAGGCAGAAGAGCUGGACCCAAAAGAUCCUGCGAUCCUCUCCUCCAACCCUGUCGCCAUCCUGCACACCCGGCAACAACUCCGAACCUGAGGGCUGCUGUGUCGACCCCAAUCUGCCCCUGGAAAAACAGAGCUGGUACCAUGGCUGUGUGACUCGUCAGGAGGCGGAGUUUCAGCUGCAGUCCUGCAGAGAGGCCAGCUUCCUGGUCAGGAACAGCGAGUCAGACAACAGCAAGUACUCCAUCGCCCUCAAGACAAGUCAAGGCUGCGUUCACAUCAUUGUUGCUCAGACCAAAGAAAACGGCUACACCCUGGACCAGAACAGCUGUGUGUUCCCCAGCAUCCCAGAGGUGGUGCACCACUACUGCACUCAGCGCCUGCCUUUCAACGGCGCCGAGCACAUGACUCUGCUGCACCCAGUGCCUCGCGUCCACUGACUCCACCCUUCCCUGACUUAGGUAUACAAAUCAAACACACCUCUGGGCCUGAAUGGACAAAAUGUUUCCAAAAAUCAAUCACCUCUCUUAUCAAUGUGUACUUUUACUGCUCAGCAUAACUUGACUGUAUGACCCUAUUUUAUGUUAUUUUUAUUUGCUGAUGAGAAAAAACUUGCAGCUCUCUCUGUGUCUCUCUGGAUGCUUUCUUCUGUCUUUAUUUCACUUUGAUGUGCAGCUGAUGCAAAACAUCUAAGCUGCUGUUUUGCAUGUGAACGAGGAGGGAAGCUCAGUGCAGACGAUGAGGCACUUUUAAUGAUGAAAUGUGACGUGGAUUGGGACCAAGACUCAUACACAGAUGUGAUGUUUUAAUUAUCCAUUGUGGCUCUAUUAGAAGCUACACGUGAUACUUUUGUAACUGUUACUGGUUAAAAAUUUACUCUGAAGCGGUUUAGUAGUUUGUGGCUCUCUUUCUCCCUCUGGUGGCUGUGCUGGUUCACUGCACCAACAUGCCAACACAAAGAUCUUUCUUAUUUCCUUAAAAUUGAUCUCUGGUGAAAAAUCUGUGCACCGAGCGUAUCGUUACACAUAUCAAGAUAUGAACAAAGACCAGUUGUUUUAAUGUUUUUACUCGCAGCAUACUCCUAAUUUAUGCUCGUAUGCUUCUUAGCUGUCUGUAACCGCUGCCCCUUGAGGUUUUCCUCUGUUGUACUGUGAAUGAGGGAGUUGUUUCCACUGUAUUAUCUGCACUGUGAAGAGUGAGUGAUUCACCCUGAUGCAAUGUGCUUCAAGGACCAUGGCUCCACAAUAGUUGGUGCUUUUUUAUGACCAGACCUAAGAUUACAUUUCGUCUUUAGUUUUCAGCUAAACAAGCCUGUUAAUUCUGGGGAAUAUCUACAAGACAAGCUUGCAAAUUACUGUGAUUUUUAUGGUAAGAAAACAUGUGUAAAAAUUACUUGUCUUUUGUCAACGUUUAGGUCUACAAACAGGAGUCAUUUCUAGAUAUAUAUGGAAAGAAAUUAAUGACACAUAUUGAAAUAAAGUAAACAAGGAAGGACUUAAAAUAUCACCAAUAAAAAGUCUCUUUUAAAUAUUCUUAAUUCAGACAUCUGUUGCUAAAAAGUAACACUGUUCUCCCUCAGGCUUUAACAGAGGCGUGGACUUGAGUUACGUGACGCUGACUCGAGUUGGAUUCGAGUCAGGAAUUUAAUGACAUAAGACUCGACUCGACAAAAUCAAAAAAGACUUUGAGCCUUAUGACUUGAAAAUACUUGAUACUUUAACCCCAAACAUAAAAUAAAAGCAAAAUAUGCAAAAACUGCAGGUCAAAAAUUACACAGAGACCCAACAACUUCAAACUUUGUUCAACAGUCUGAGUUGCACAAAGAACUUUUUCACAAACUUAUUCUAAAAAAAAUAUAAUUUUUUAAAAAAGCAUUCAU
This is a messenger RNA of Plectropomus leopardus (leopard coralgrouper), 3689 nucleotides long. RefSeq names its product SH2 domain-containing adapter protein E-like. The record is from RefSeq and is a predicted model, not a curated record. Gene Ontology annotation, molecular function: phosphotyrosine residue binding. NCBI's taxonomy places the organism in Eukaryota, Metazoa, Chordata, Actinopteri, Perciformes, Serranidae.